Molecule: messenger RNA, 2214 nt
Organism: Rhododendron vialii
Lineage: Eukaryota; Viridiplantae; Streptophyta; Magnoliopsida; Ericales; Ericaceae
Product: MLO-like protein 6
Exons: 15
Coding region: 317-2041 (574 amino acids)
Biological process (GO): defense response
Cellular component (GO): membrane
Source: RefSeq, a predicted model, not a curated record
UAUACUUAUAGAGAUGAUGAGUAACAAUAUGCUUCUUCAUCAAUUAUAGAUACUAUUUGUCAGCUUGAAGCUCCCUUUGCUCUUUUACCUUUGAAUUCUUAGCAAUUCUUGUUAGUUGUCCAAUAUCCAAGGAAGAAACUGUUGGCGCGGUGCUCCUCUAGUCCUCUUCCCCCUCUUGUAGGACCUCUACCGGCCGGUACCACCUCUGUCUCCGACUUGACCACGUCCACCGCCUCAACAACAGAUACACACACAUACAUCUAUAUAUAUAUCUUGACACACACAUACACACACACAGAGAGAGAGAGAGAGAGAGAUGGCAAGCAAAAAGGAACGAUCAUUAGAGCAAACGCCGACGUGGGCAGUUGCCGUGGUGUGUUUUGUGCUGGUAGCGAUAUCAAUCGUCAUUGAACUCCUCAUUCACUUACUUGGAAAGUGGCUAACAAAGAGGAACAAAAAGGCUCUCUAUGAAGCACUUGAAAAGAUUAAAUCAGAACUCAUGCUAGUAGGGUUCAUAUCGUUGCUCCUAACUGUAGGACAAGGAACCAUAUCCGAAAUAUGUGUGUCAGAGGCCAUUGGAGCUACUUGGCAUCCAUGCGAUUCCAAGCAAGAGAGUACCAAAUACGGCGAUGACGAUUCCAGCGGUGACGACAACCGGAGAAAGCUUCUUAAUUUUGUGGACUCCGGCGAAAGUCAUCGACGAUUUUUGGCCUCCGCCAAGUAUGACGAAUGCGCAGCCAAGGGUCAAGUGCCAUUUGUUUCCCCAUAUGGAAUCCACCAGCUUCACAUUUUCAUAUUUGUGUUAGCUGUUUUCCAUGUGCUUUACUGUAUUAUCACCUUGGCUCUAGGCAGAGCAAAGAUGAGAAAAUGGAAGGCUUGGGAAAUGGAAACAAAAACAACUGAGUACCAGUUCACAAAUGAUCCAGAGAGAUUCAGGUUCACAAGAGAUACAUCGUUUGGGAGGAGGCAUUUGAACUUUUGGAGCCACUCCCCCUUUCUUCUUUGGACAGCGUGCUUCUUCCGACAGUUCGUCACUUCAGUUCCAAAGGUGGAUUACUUAACUCUCCGCCACGGAUUUAUUAGCGCACAUUUGGGACCACAGAGUCGAACUAAUUUUGAUUUCCAGCAGUACAUCAAGAGGUCACUUGAGGAGGAUUUCAAGGUGGUUGUAGGGAUCAGCCCAAUAAUCUGGUUCAUUGCAGUAUUAUUCCUGCUGUUUAAUACCCACGGUUGGUACUCCUACCUAUGGCUACCCUUCAUGCCACUGAUAACAAUUCUUCUUAUCGGAACGAAGCUCCAAGUUAUCAUAACAAAGAUGGGAUUACGAAUUCAAGACAGGGGAGACAUUGUUAAAGGAGCCCCAAUGGUCCAACCUGAUGAUGAACUCUUCUGGUUCAAUCGCCCUCGCCUCCUCCUGUAUCUCAUCCAAUUCGUUCUAUUUCAGAAUGCCUUUCAACUUGCUUUCUUUGCUUGGGCUUGGUAUGAAUUUGGCUUGCGUUCCUGCUUUCAUGAGAAGUUGGAAGACAUAAUCAUCAGGCUAACAAUGGGGGUCCUGAUACAAAUACUCUGCAGCUACGUGACUCUCCCACUCUAUGCCUUGGUCACACAGAUGGGUUCCACCAUGAAGCCCACCGUCUUCAACGACCAAGUAGCCAAGGCGCUACGAAGCUGGCACCAAACAGCCAAGAAGCAUGUAAAACAGAACCGUCACUCACCAGGCAUGGUAACCCCGUCGCAGAGCAGGCCCGGGACUCCCCUCCACGGCGCGUCCCCGGUUCACCUUCUGCGCAACUACCGCAGCGAAAUCGACAGCAUCAGCACGUCUCCCAGGGUUUCCAACUUCGAAAACGUAGUCUGGGAAUCCGAAGGUCCACCCUCACGCCACCGUGAUAGGCAUCGUGACUUGGUGGCUCAGCAGGAGACCGAGGGGGUUCAGGAGUCGAGCUUGGUGACUUCAGCUUCCGGGGAUGUACAUCUGCAACACGAAAUCGACAUUCACUUGCCCGAUUUCUCAUACGAAAAUGUACCUAGAACUCGAUAGAAUACAAGUUAGGUGAUGGGGGUCAUAGAAGUCGUCAUCAAGUAUCUGGCAAAUGCCUUGUUAAUGACUUCGUAUUCAGAGAGACUGAUUUCUUAAGCAGAAGAGACUACCAUGCUUAGAUUUUCUGCAACUAGUUUGCAUGCUUCGUUGUGCCUACAUAAUCAAGUUACUAA